AUGCAAUCCUUCUUCCAGAAAGCGAUCAUCCUCGCUGCCUUGGGCAUGGCUACUGCUGCCCCGCUUGCCUUGCCCCAGGGUAGCUCUUCUGGAUCCGGCAUGAGUGGUGGAUCGUCAUCCGGUGGUGGAGGCGGCUUUCCUGGCCCGGACUUUGCCCAGCUCGGGACGCAGGCUGGAAUGCAAUUUGCAAAUGCGGGCUUGCAGCAGGCAACCAAAGCACUAGGAGGUGGCGGAAGCGGUGGAAGUGGCGGAAGCGGUGGAAGCGGAGGAAGCUCUUCCUCCUGGAACAUGGCGACACCGAGCGUCCUUGGCGUGAAUGAGUACGUUAUGAAAGCCAUCAUAUUGGCGGCCCUUGGCAUGGCCACUGCCGCUCCUCUUGCGCUUCCUGAUGGCCCCACCGGCUACGGAGGCAUCCCUGGCACUGGCUCGGUCGCUCCCAAAGCUCAGAACGGCGGGUCUGCGGGCGGCAAGGACAACAGCGGUACGACGUCGUGGAUGCCGUCGACAGACAUGAACUCUGGUGCCCCAAAGGACGUCUCGGGCCUUGGUCCUGAGGUUGAGGGAGGCGACAAACCCGAACCGCUUGAUUUGCAGCCCAACAGUCCGAUUCCGAAGGGCUACAACACUCCAGAGACCCAAACCUUCAAGCCCGACACGAACUCUGGAGCCCCAAAGGACAUCUCGGGCCUUGGUCCCGAGGUUGAGGGAGGCGACAGCACCCCAUCUCCAAAGGGUGACGAGAAGCCGAAGCCUGAGAACGGCAUGCCUCAGAACGGAGGCUCUACUGGAGGCGAUACGACACCAAUGCCGGAGGGCCAGAUUCCGAAGCCUGAAGACGUGACCGGCAACGGGGGUGUGCCGAGCUACGCAUAUCCGAAGGGCCAUAACGCUGACACUCCUGGCCUGCCUCCUCAAAUUCAAGGCGGCCAGGGGGAUAUACCAAGCUUCCCAUUCCCUCCCAACCCUCAAGGCGGCAACGGGGGUCUGCCGAGCUACGCAUAUCCGAAGGGCCAUAACGCUGACACUCCUGGCCUGCCUCCUCAAAUUCAAGGCGGCCAGGGGGAUAUACCAAGCUUCCCAUUCCCUCCCAACCCUCAAGGCGGCAACGGGGGUCUGCCGAGCUACGCAUAUCCGAAGGGCCAUAACGCUGACACCCCUGGCCUGCCUCCUCAAAUCCAGGGCGGCAAAGAAGGAUCCGGAAUCCCUCCUACGACCAUGCCUGGCGGUUACGGCAAGCCUCCUUCCGAGCAGUAA
This is a messenger RNA of Zymoseptoria tritici IPO323, 1254 nucleotides long. RefSeq lists its product as uncharacterized. Lineage: Eukaryota; Fungi; Ascomycota; Dothideomycetes; Mycosphaerellales; Mycosphaerellaceae. The coding region runs from base 1 to 1254 and encodes 417 amino acids. The record is from RefSeq and is a predicted model, not a curated record. The transcript has 6 exons.